Molecule: messenger RNA, 2290 nt
Organism: Rubroshorea leprosula
Lineage: Eukaryota; Viridiplantae; Streptophyta; Magnoliopsida; Malvales; Dipterocarpaceae
Source: the annotation of a GenBank genome assembly
AUCCAAUUUCUUUACGCCUUUGAGUCUUUGACUACUUUGUUUAAUCUUGAAAACUUCUACGAAAUAUCAGGAUCGGAACAAUAUAACAUUCCACCUCUAGAAUUCCCCCUUCCGGCUACAGAACUUUCUUCAAUUCAAUCCCAGAAUCCCAGCUCAAAAUGGUUGAGAAUCAUGCUUCAGGUGGUAAUGAAGGUCCUAGUGCAAAUGGAGAAUGCGCAAGUAAGAAUUCACUGGUUGUCUGCUUUGGUGAAAUGUUGAUUGACUUUGUUCCGACUGUUGGAGGGGUUUCAUUGGCUGAAGCACCUGCUUUCAUGAAGGCUCCUGGGGGUGCUCCAGCUAAUGUGGCUGUUGGCAUAUCAAGGUUAGGAGGUUCAUCAGCUUUCAUAGGCAAGGUAGGUGAUGAUGAAUUUGGCUAUAUGCUGGCGGACAUUCUGAAACAAAACAAUGUUGACAAUACUGGUAUGCGAUUUGACCGCGAGGCCAGAACUGCACUGGCGUUUGUUACCCUCAGAGCUGAUGGUGAACGUGAAUUCUUGUUUUUCCGUCAUCCAAGUGCAGACAUGCGUCUUCAUGAAUCAGAGCUUGAUAUAAACCUUGUCAAGAAGGCCAGGAUCUUUCAUUAUGGUUCCAUUAGUUUGAUUGCGGAACCAUGCAGGACAGCUCAACUUGCUGCAAUGAGCAUUGCCAAAAAGUCUGGUAGCAUUCUCUCUUAUGAUCCAAAUUUAAGAUUGCCACUUUGGCCAUCAGCUGAGGCUGCUCGGAUGGGCAUAAUGAGUGUAUGGGAUCAGGCAGAUAUUAUUAAGAUAAGCGAGGAGGAAAUUUCAUUCUUAACUGGAGGUGAUGAUCCUUAUGAUGAUAAUGUGGUACUGCAGAAGCUUUUUCACCCUAACCUUAAACUUUUGGUUGUAACUGAAGGCUCUGACGGCUGUAGAUAUUAUACCAAGGCAUUUAAGGGUAGGGUUCCUGGUGUUAAAGCUAAACCAGUCGACACAACUGGUGCUGGUGAUGCAUUUGUGGGUGGGAUGCUGAGCAGCAUAGCCUCUGACUCAAGGAUAUUUGAGGACGAGAAGCGAUUGAGAGAUGCUCUACUCUUUGCAAACACCUUGAGGGCGACUCCUUUCUUAGAAUCUGAUCGGAAAAAUCGAAUUCAGCAUUUUCCGGCUUUGGUUCCAGUUUCAAAUUCAAGGGAAAACCAACUGGAAAAGGAGAAAAUGGCGUCGAAUCCUUCUCUGCAACCUGAGAUCGGACCCGACGGACUCCCUAGAGAAGCGCCUGUUAUCGCCUACACUGAGAAGAAAAUCCAGGAAGAGCAGCUUCAAUUGAGAAAAUACAUUGAAGAAAAUUAUUCGAAAAUACGUGAUGUUGAACGAGAGCUUGCAAAUCUGAACAUGGAAAUGAAACUUACAGCUGGCCCUAAAAAAUCAGCACUUGAACACUUGAGAAAGAAAAUAGAAAUGUCAACAGAAAGGAUUCGUGUUGCCAAGCAGAAGGAGGAACAAGCACGAAAGGAUUGGGAAGCAGCAUCACAAGCUGUGAAGGAUGAGGAAGCAAUCAAACAGAAGUUAUGUGAAGACUUAAACAAUCUGGUUCAAGAAAGUAGUAACUCUCAAUAUGCUCGACUUGAGGAAUUGAAAAGACGAUUAGAAGCUCUGAACCCAAGUAGAGCAUCUACCAUUUUGCCUCCUGAUGUGAGGCCAGCUGGACCUGCUAAUGGAGGUGCAACUUCAGAUUUUUCUUCAGUUUCCAACAUGACAGAAAAUGUACCUAAUCAAAGAGAAGGUGGAAAUGUUGCUGCCAUUAACGGGCAAACUCAACAGUCAAAAAAUGAGGAAGAAGUAAGAGUAAAGAAGAAAAGUCAGUACCAAGGAAGGGGAAAGGGAAUUGGUGUUGUCCCCAAGGGGAGAGGAUCUACAGCACCUGGCUGGACAGGAGCAGGUUUUGAAACUUAGGAUCAUCAAUUUAUAUUGUCUUGAUUCACAUGAAGGGAUGGAAGAAAAGAUCGUAACUUUUUUGCAUUUGAGGAGCAUCUCUUUUGCUAGUCUUUGUCCCCCUUCACUUCUAUAUUUAGCUGUUAUUGUAUUCUUUCAAUUGCACAUAGCUUGCUGAUAUUAAAUAUUCAAUCUGACUGCUUAUUUGUUUUCUGAAGUAUUCUGAACUGAUAUAAGUCAAUAGUGGGGACUUUAGUUGAGAAAUCAUUCAGGUAUUUCUGUUUUGAAAAUGUCGAUAGAGAAACACAUAAUGUGGAAAGUUUCUUAUCAAUAUAUUUUUUUAAUAUAAUCUACAAUGAAAU